Penicillium longicatenatum is the source of this 1194-nucleotide messenger RNA. RefSeq lists its product as uncharacterized. Lineage: Eukaryota; Fungi; Ascomycota; Eurotiomycetes; Eurotiales; Aspergillaceae. The record is from RefSeq and is a predicted model, not a curated record. The transcript is spliced from 6 exons. Gene Ontology annotation, molecular function: carbohydrate:proton symporter activity. Bases 1 to 1194 code for a protein of 397 amino acids. Gene Ontology annotation, cellular component: membrane. Gene Ontology annotation, biological process: transmembrane transport; carbohydrate transport.
AUGCUGAAUGGCCUCAACAUCCUACCCUCCUACACUGGAUAUUUCAACUUGAAUGAUGCUACUACCGGGCUGAACACUGCAUCCGUUUUUAUUGGUGGAUUCCUCGGUCCAAUGGUGUCGGGUGUCAUGGCAGAUAAAUUAGGUCGUCGCCCUGCGAUCUUCUGGGGAUCAGCUUUGACCAUUGUUGGAGUCAUCCUCCAGACUGCCGCGCAGAACAUUGCCAUGUUUGUGGUGGCUCGGAUUAUUCUUGGAUUUGGUUCUGCUAUCUCUGGCAUUGCUGGAGGUGUAUAUCUUGCGGAAACAUUCCCCAGUCGGUGGCGUGCCUGGGGAGUUGGCGUUGGUGCCUUGAUCGCCGCUGGAAUUACCCUCGGCACUGGACAGUGGCAGUCAACAUGGGCAUGGAGAGCCCCUUCACUCUUCCAGGCGAUAUUUUCUCUCCUCUGCAUUCUCACCCUACCAUUUAUUCCUGAAUCUCCUCGAUGGCUCGUUCGCCAAGGAUUCUACGCGGAAGCCCGACUUUCUGUGGCGCAGACAAAUGCAAAUGGGAGCCUGUCUGAUCCAGUUGUUAUCGCGAUAUUCAAAGAGAUUGUGGAUACCUUCAAGUGGGAAAAAGAAAACGUGCAUGACAUGAGUGCUGUCGAGAUUUUUCGAUCUCCUUCGGCCAGAAAGCGACUGCUCAUCGGAAUGUCCCCGGGACCAUUCUCUUGCAUUGCUGGAAAUAUCAUCGCGUCAUACUAUUUCGGGUCGGAACUUGACACGGCUGGUAUUACGAACACCAAUGAUCAGCUCAAGGCAGGAUUUUACUCUAUCGCAUGGACACCGCUUCUUUAUCUCUACCCACCCGAAGUCAUGAAUUACUCUAUUCGUGCGAAUGGAUUGGCAUUUUCUUCAUUUGUCCUUAACGCAUUUGCCCUUGUCUUCACUUUCAUAAUGCCAAUUGGCCUAGGCAACAUUGGUUGGAAGAUGUACAUGAUUAAUGCAUCCUGGGAUCUGGUCAUUCUUGGCCUCAUUGCAUACUAUUGGGUUGAAACAAAGGGAAAGACCCUGGAGGAGAUUGACGCGCUCUUUGAAGGAGAGAAACAUUCCUCGGUGCCGGAUAUCGAGAAACUCCGACGGGGCCAGAAAGCAAUCGACACGGAUGUGGUGGAGGAACAACUAACUGCGGAGAUAGACUCUAUGUCAGUAAAGCAAUAG